UGCCAUGGAGACGUCACGUCAACAACCGCCUCGCUGAAACGGGGGUGUCUCUGCUGGCUGCUGAAAAUGACGGAAAUGUCGGCGAAGACCAGGAAGGCCAUACAAACCCAGGCUGAAAACCUCUCGAAAAAAGUGGAACAUUUCACUAAAGCAGAGAUCGAGUGUCUGAUCCAGCACUUUAACUCCCUUCUGGCUGAUCAGGUGAGCCGAGGUAAGGCGGCCCACGGCCUGGACAGAGGCAGGUUCAGAGGCAUACUGCAGAACGUCUUCGGACUGACCAACGCCAUGAUGAUGGACGGAGUUUUCAGGUGUUUUGACAAAGAUGGCGAUGGUACAGUCACUGUGGAGGAGUGGAUCAGAGGACAUGCUGUUUUUCUUCGUGGGACACUCGAUGAGAGAAUGAAGUACUGCUUUCAAGUGUACGACCUAAAUGAUGACAAGUACAUCUCCAAAGAAGAGAUUUUCCACAUGCUGAAGCAGAGCUUCAUCAAGCAGCCUACCGAGGAGGACCCGGACGAGGGGCUGAAAGAAGUGGUUGAGAUCACAAUGAAGACGAUGGACCAUGACCACGAUAGCCUACUGUCUUUUGAGGACUUUAAAAAAUCGGUACAAGCGGAGAACCUUUUGCUGGAGGCAUUUGGAACCUGCCUCCCUGAUCCCAUGCAUAUUAAGAAGUUUGAGCAGCUUGUAUUUCAAGAGCAACACGAACAAUGAAUCUACUUGUAUUCAUUUACACUUUCAACUCUGUCUUUAAUAAUACAGGAUCUGCUUAUAUUUGAUUUACAAUAUGUAAAUAAAUGCAAUCUGAAAAGAGACGGAUUCAGUUUCCAAAGCAGCGGUAGACAUCGGUCCGGUUUAUAUCCGGCGACGCGCUUUUGCCUUCUUCUCGACUGGCUUAAGGUCCGGAACAGAUCCCACCUAAGAAUUAGACAGACAGACAAACAUUGUGACUCUAUAUUUGUUAUGUAAAAUAAAAAAUUAAAACAA
Molecule: messenger RNA, 987 nt
Organism: Fundulus heteroclitus (mummichog)
Lineage: Eukaryota; Metazoa; Chordata; Actinopteri; Cyprinodontiformes; Fundulidae
Gene: efcab1
Product: EF-hand calcium binding domain 1
Exons: 6
Coding region: 67-714 (215 amino acids)
Molecular function (GO): calcium ion binding
Source: RefSeq, a predicted model, not a curated record